This is a messenger RNA of Sporothrix schenckii 1099-18, 1263 nucleotides long. RefSeq names its product acetylornithine deacetylase. The record is from RefSeq and is a predicted model, not a curated record. NCBI's taxonomy places the organism in Eukaryota, Fungi, Ascomycota, Sordariomycetes, Ophiostomatales, Ophiostomataceae. The coding region runs from base 1 to 1263 and encodes 420 amino acids. Gene Ontology annotation, molecular function: hydrolase activity. The transcript has a single exon.
AUGCGUCUUCUAUCCAGCCUCCUCGUGGCCGGCAUCAGUGCAUCGGCGCUUGUGCAACGGACCGAGCAGCAACCUCUUGGCACCGCCCAUGCCGAGACCGUCGGUACACCCGCCUACCGCGACGACCUCCUCGCGCUGCACAAGGGGCUGAUUGAGACGUCCUCGACGACCGGCGCGGAGGGCAACGUCGGCGACUGGCUGGUCGCUUAUCUGGAGGACCGGCAUUAUAAGACACACAGGCAGCAGCUGCCCAAGCGCGACAACACGGGCAAGAAUGGCCGGUUCAACGUGAUUGCAUGGAUUGACAGCGGCGACGACCAGGGCGACCGUGACGGCCUCGCUGCUCUCGCAGUCCAUCCCCUCCCACCCGUCCUUGUCACGUCGCAUAUUGACGUCGUUCCGCCGCACAUCCCGUACGCCAUCGACGACAAAGACAGUCCGUCCGGCUCGACCGUCAUUCACGGCCGCGGAAGCGUCGAUGCCAAGGGCAGUGUCGCGGCGCAGAUCACCGCGCUCGAGCAGCUGCGUGCUGCGGGCGUCGUGGGCGCCGGCGACGUCCUGCUGCUCUUUGUCGUUGGCGAGGAGGACAGCGGCGACGGCAUGAAGGCCUUUUCCGCCUUGUUCCGGAGCUACUUCCCUACCUGGUUCGCGGCCGCCAUUUUUGGCGAGCCCACCGAGAACAAGCUCGCCUGCGGCCACAAGGGCAUCCUGGGCUGCACCGUCACGGCCGCCGGCAAGGCCGGCCAUUCGGGCUACCCGUGGCUGGGCAAGUCCGCCAACGAUGCGCUGGUCCGCGGCCUGGCGGCGCUGCUGGACGCCGACCUGGGCAGCAGCCCCGUCUACGGCAACACGACCGUCAACGUGGGCCUGCUGUCGGGCGGCGUCGCCGCCAAUGUCAUCCCCGCGGCCGCCUCGGCGAAAAUGGCCGUGCGCGUGGCGCUGGGCCCGCAGGCCACCGGCCAUGACGAGGUGCGGGCGCGCAUGGAGGCGGCGCUGCAGGGCGCUGACAAGGACCUGGCCCUGCGCUGCACCCAGGGCUACGGCGUCGUCGAGUGCGACUGCGCCGUCGAGGGCUUCGCCAACAUCACCGUCAACUACGGUACCGACGUGCCCAACCUGGACGGCGACCACACGCGCUACCUCUAUGGCCCCGGUGAUAUUCUGGUCGCCCACGGCGACAAGGAGGCACUCACGGUCGGUGCGCUGGAGACGGCCGUCCGUGGCUACGAAAAGCUAAUCCGGCACGCUCUCGGCCGGAAGUAG